Molecule: messenger RNA, 664 nt
Organism: Ectocarpus siliculosus
Lineage: Eukaryota; Phaeophyceae; Ectocarpales; Ectocarpaceae
Source: the annotation of a GenBank genome assembly
AUGUCUUCUGACGACGGCAACUGCGGCAGCGGGGACGAGGAGGAAUGCACGGAGUUGUCCGGGGCGGGCCUCGUGAUAUUUAUCUGGGUAUGCUUGCAAGUUGAUCUCGACACACUCACACGCUCCUUGAAGAAGAGCGGGGCGGAGUCGAACCCUUGUACGUAGGUGUUCGUUCUCGUCCGGGAAGGGAAGGAGAGAAAAUAGAAGAAGUGCUUUUGACACAGAAUUUGUGCCACCUCGGUUGAAAGUUCAUGCGCGUACAUGUACAAGAGAAUGCCAACGACGUGCGCUACAUACCGUACCCUGUCAUGUGCAUCGAAAAUCCCGUCAUUUCAAAGUGCCUUGUGUUUUCGUGAGGACGACAAAACCGUUUGAGGGCACCAUUUUUGUACGUAUCCAUCGAUAAAUGGACGUCUCCUUUGUCGAUUGCAAGAUUGAGUUACAUUACUCCAACGCUAUCUGACCCAUUGGCAACUAACUUUUUUGUAACCGCUACUUGCCACCAACUCUGUGUUGCAAUUCUGCUGUCAGAUGAUGGGGGGGCUUUUCGUGAAUUGGUUUCUGAUAAUAAUGAGUCCUGCGCCCUUCAACGACCUCCCGAACGUCUUUAAGUACACCGGGAUUUUACGAUAUGGUCGGUGAGUAUUUUGUAUCAGGUGUUCUU